Molecule: messenger RNA, 1782 nt
Organism: Colius striatus (speckled mousebird)
Lineage: Eukaryota; Metazoa; Chordata; Aves; Coliiformes; Coliidae
Gene: PEX11G
Product: peroxisomal biogenesis factor 11 gamma
Exons: 5
Coding region: 238-924 (228 amino acids)
Biological process (GO): peroxisome fission
Cellular component (GO): peroxisomal membrane
Source: RefSeq, a predicted model, not a curated record
GCUCCGCCGCCGCUCCCCGGAGCCGCGCUCGGCCUCCAGCCGCCGCGGGGCAGCGGGGCCCUGCCGGCGGCCCCAGAGCGGGGCGAGCUGCGGCUGCGAAAGGGGCUGCCGGGCGCGGGUCGCUCUCGGGAAGGGGAGGCCCGUGACGGGCACGGGGGCCCGCGCACGCCUCGGCCGCCGCGGCGCUGGUCGCUACGGCGACGGAGCCGCCGCCUUCCCGGCGAGCCCCGCGCCGCCAUGGCCGCCGCGCUGGAGACUUACCGCGGGCGCGACCGGGUGGUCCGCGCCGUGUGCUACGCGUGCCGGCUGGCGGGCGGAGCGCUGGCCGGGCCGCGGGAGCCGCCGGCGGGGCUGGCCCGCAGCCUCCUGGCCGCGUCGUCGCAGCUGAGCGCCUGCCGCGCCGGGCUGCGCCUCUUCGAUGACUUCGCCGCGCUCCGACGCAGCUUCAGCUACGGGCUGGGCCCCGAGGACGAGGACGGCCUGGUGCGGGGGCUCUCGGUGCUCUGUAACCUGGCCGACCAGCUCUACUACCCCUGCGAGCACAUCGCGUGGGCGGCUGACGCCGGCAUCGUCCGUGCCGGCUCGCAGAAGUGGUGGACUGUGAGCACGGCGCUCUGGGCCUGCUCCGAGCUGCUGGGCGUGCUGCGAUCCCUGAGAAUCCUGUUCCAGUUAAGAAGAAAGCUGAGGCUGCACAAGUGUACGUCACCAGCUCAGAGCAGAAAGGAGGUGAAAGCCCAAGUGAAGGCCGAGGUUCUGAGGCUCCUCACGGGCAUGGCAGAUCUCUCCAAUGCCAUCCACUGGCUGCCUCCGGGCUUCCUUUGGGCUGGACGCUUUCCCCAGUGGUUGGUUGGUCUCCUGGGCACCAUAACUUCCCUGAUUUACAUCUACCAGGCAUCUGCAAGAGGAAAAUCUGAAGCUGUGUAAUUAAGCUUCAGGAGCUCAUUGUUUAUGUGUUGAAAUCACCUGUAGUGAGGUGGGGGGUGCUUUAAAUUACCAGGGUGUUGGUGAUUGUCAUUUCCUGUACCUGGGACUGUAGUCACAAUGGCUAUGACACAGAGGAUUGGUUGUAGUUAACAGUUUGUAUCACUUUUCACCAGAGAAAUCUUUCAGAUCUUCUGAAAAUCAAGAAAUCUCCUGGGAUUGGUAAAAUAGAGGGGAAAGCAGUCACUGUCCCAAAAGACAAAUGCCAACCCUCCAGGCUUCACUGUCACUUGAAAGAGCACAAAGGCAGCAUUGGGAGGGGAACAGCCACGGUUCUGCCACGUGGAACCCCCCAGGGAUGGAUCCUGCGUUUGGGGCUCGGGGCUCAGCCCUUGGUGCCUCAGCUGAGCCUGGGUGGGAGUGUUUUGGUGCCUCAGCUGAGCCUGGGUGGGAGUGUUUUCCAUCUGAUAUUUUGGUGCUUGAGCCCAGAGCAGGUGCCUCAAGCACAAAGCAGGAGCCAGCAGUCAUUUUGUCUGCAAUGGCUGGGUUUCCUUUGAGGCAGAGGGGAAGGCUGUGAGGCAGGGCCUUGCACAGGCUGUUUCUAGUCUGCGUUGCUCGUUUAAGGAGAAAUGUUGGGAAGUUGAGACUUCCUGGGUAAGUGAGGAGCAGCAGCGAGGCUGCAGCUGUGCCUUCUCGGGAUGCCACCGGGUGGAGCCCUUCCACCAGGCUCCGGCACCAUCCCACGGACAAAGAGCACGUUUAUAUAAUCACCUUUCCAGGGACCAAUCACACCAGUGCCGAGCUGAGUCUUGCAAUUCUUGUUUCGAGGCGGUGCCUACAAUAAAUGAGACAAAAGCUUGA